AUGCUAAUCACUAUGCAGUUGGAUGAAACCAAGGCGCUGUUAAAGGGACCCCCCCCCCAGGUGUGUGUGUGUGUGUGUGUGUGUGUGUGUGUGUGUGUGUCAGGCAGCAGCUCUGUGCAGGAGUUCUUCCUCGUCAUGAAGUGCCAGUUCACCGAUUUUGAAUGGCGCACCAUCACAUCCGCGCAGUCCAACGGGGACCAGCCGCACCUCUUCUACAGACACUGGGCUCUGAAGGAAAGCUUCAUCAAAGCAAUCGGAUCGGGGCUCGGCUUCAACCUGCAGAGGGCGGAGUUUCACAUUUUGCCCAAUCAAAUGCAGGAGGGGCGUGUCUUCUGCCAGACCAAAAUGCAUCUCGACGAGGAGGAAGACGAGGACUGGACAUUCGAGAAAUGUUUGCUUGACGAGCAUCAUCACGUCGCCGUGGCGCUGGGAAAACCUGACGGCUCCGUGGCGAAUGAUGCUGGGAAUCCCAGAGAGGCCGCGUCCAUCGGGUUCACGGUCCUGAGCUUCAAUGAGCUGAUGGAGGAGGCCACACCCCUUUCAGAUGAAGACCCCACCUACUGGGAGAGUUUUAGGAGGAAACCGGAGGUACCACUGCGGCAGAGUGAAGGAUAGGAGGUGUAUAAACUUUUGGGAUAGAUUCUGGAUCCAUCACAACCCUGACCAGGAUAAACAUGGAUGAAUAAAUAAGUAUGUGUGUGUGUGUGUGUGUGUGUGUGUGUGUGUGUGUGUGUGUAAUAAACCAAGCUGUGGAGUACAUAAAUAAAUAAAUAAAUAAAUAAAUAAAUACAAAGGGAACCCUGACUAUGAAGACUUUCAUGGCUUAUUAGAUUAACACUGACAUUAGUCAUAAAUGACAUCAGUUUAAAAAAAAUAAUAAUUUGAAUUGUAGGCCACAAUUGCUGUUUACGUAGUAAUGCAUUCUGGGUAGUGAUGUCAAAUGGUUGCAAUGGUCUUGGUUCUUCAGCAACCCUACAAUGAUAUAAACAUUCCUUCCAUUCAGCCUUUUCAAUUUGAACCCGGGUUUAACAUAAGUGAGGAGGCUAACAUAGAAGACAUUACUCAAAAUGUAUAUCAAAAUGAAGACAAUCAGAGAGGCAAGGAGGCGAGAGUGGGGCAAAAUCGAUCGUGCCUGUGCAGCAACUGCACGUCUAUGCCAACGGAGAGCAAGAGUGUUUGCUAUAAAGAGCUCCACCUUCUGUCCAAGGCUGUUCAAGGUACACUUAUGGAUUAAACUAUCAUUUUAUGAUAAAAUGUAUUCUAAUAUCAAUAAUUUUAGAUAUUU
This is a messenger RNA of Ictalurus furcatus (blue catfish), 1285 nucleotides long. Its product is annotated as L-aminoadipate-semialdehyde dehydrogenase-phosphopantetheinyl transferase-like. Bases 1 to 615 code for a protein of 204 amino acids. The transcript has 2 exons. Gene Ontology annotation, molecular function: magnesium ion binding; holo-[acyl-carrier-protein] synthase activity. The record is from RefSeq and is a predicted model, not a curated record. Gene Ontology annotation, cellular component: cytosol. Lineage: Eukaryota; Metazoa; Chordata; Actinopteri; Siluriformes; Ictaluridae.